AUGAGCGGCGGCGGGCGGAGCGGCGCCCGGGCGGCGGUGAAGAUGGAGGCGGCCCCUUUCUACGCCGAGGAAGGGCUGGAGCUGCUGCCGGACUUCGCGCAGCUGCCGGGCUUCGGCGCCGCGGGGCUGGAGGCGGCCGAGGAGAGCGGGGCGGAGCCGCACAAGCUGCUCCUGGCCGCCAAGAAGCCGCCGCCGCCGCGGGACUUGGCCGGGGCGGCCGCCCCCAGCGCCGCGCCGCCCCCGUCGGGGCCCUUCCCCUCGCUGCGCCCGGGCCCCGGCGCCUUGCAGCCCCUGCUGAAGCUGCCGGCCGCCGCCGACCUGGAGCAGCUCCUCCUCCAAGCCGCCGGCCCCGUCCCGCCCAGCCCCGCCGCCGCCGCCGCCGGGGGGGCCCCCUUCCUCUACCGCCCCCCGCCGCCGCCGCCGGCCCCGGUGACCCAGGAGCAGGAGGGCUUCGCCGACGGCUUCGUCAAGGCCCUGGCCGACCUGCACAAGCAGAACCAGCUGCUGGGCGCCCCGCCGUCGCCCGCCCCCCACCCGGCGGGGCCCUGCUGCCCCCCGCCCCGCCCGGACCCCGCCGCCGUCUACACCACCCUGGGCGCCUUCGAGCCGGCCGCCCCGCCGCCCGCCGCCGCCUUCUUCGCCCGCCUCCCGGCCCCGCCCGCCACCGACGAGCCGCAGACGGUCCCGGAGGCGCCCCCUCCAGCCCCAGCCGCCGCCGCCGCGGCGCUCUCCUCGGGGGACUCCCCGCCGCCGCCCUCGGCGCUGUCCCCGCUGGACGCCGAGAGCCAGGAGCGGCUGAAGGCCGAGCGCAAGCGGCUGCGCAACCGCAUCGCCGCCUCCAAGUGCCGCCGCCGCAAGCUGGAGCGCAUCGCCCGCCUGGAGGAGAAGGUGAAGGCGCUCAAGGGCCAGAACGCCGAGCUGGCCGCCACCGCCGGCCUGCUGCGCGCCCAGGUCAGCCAGCUGCAGGGACGCGUCCGCAGCCACCUCUCCAGCGGCUGCCACAUCAACGCCGCCCCCGGACCCACCCCCGGCGGGGAAGGAGCCGCCGAACCCCAGACCAGCGCCUGCUGA
Messenger RNA from Euleptes europaea (tarantolino), 1071 nucleotides. Its product is annotated as transcription factor JunD-like. NCBI's taxonomy places the organism in Eukaryota, Metazoa, Chordata, Lepidosauria, Squamata, Sphaerodactylidae. Gene Ontology annotation, molecular function: RNA polymerase II cis-regulatory region sequence-specific DNA binding; DNA-binding transcription factor activity, RNA polymerase II-specific; transcription factor binding. The transcript has a single exon. Bases 1 to 1071 code for a protein of 356 amino acids. Gene Ontology annotation, cellular component: transcription regulator complex. The record is from RefSeq and is a predicted model, not a curated record. Gene Ontology annotation, biological process: regulation of cell population proliferation; regulation of transcription by RNA polymerase II; regulation of cell cycle.